CUUUUGACCCUACAUCAACACAACCUCCUCAGCAUCUAGCAAAUCUCUUGUUUUUGACUGAGAAGAACUGUAAGCCUGGGAACACACCCCACGUUAUAGUAAAUCCAGCAAUAGUGCCACAAUGGAGUCCAGAAAUGUGAUGCCCGUGUUAUCGCAGCCAGUGCGUGCUAAGAGUUUGUUGCGAGCAAACCUCGAGAGACCCAGCGUAGUUCUCCGCAGCAGAAUGCCCAACAUUAAGGUCUUCAGCGGCACGUCUCAUCCCGAUCUUGCUCAGCGGAUCGUGGAUCGCCUGGGCAUUGAUCUUGGGAAAGUCGUCACGAAAAAGUUCAGCAACUUGGAAACAUGUGUGGAGAUUGGAGAGUCCGUCCGUGGGGAGGAUGUGUACAUUGUCCAGAGUGGCAGUGGGGAGGUGAAUGACAACCUGAUGGAGAUGCUCAUCAUGAUCAACGCCUGUAAAAUUGCUUCAGCGUCGAGAGUUACUGCUGUUAUUCCAUGCUUCCCGUAUGCACGACAGGACAAGAAGGACAAGACUGCUGGUGACGGAAAACCUGUGGUCGAACCUGUCCUCAAGAAUAACGAUUGGAAGUUCAGGAGCCGUGCCCCCAUCUCAGCAAAGCUGGUCGCCAACAUGUUGAGUGUUGCUGGUGCUGAUCACAUCAUCACCAUGGACCUACAUGCUUCUCAAAUUCAAGGAUUUUUUGAUAUCCCGGUUGACAACUUGUAUGCUGAACCAGCUGUUUUAAAAUGGAUCAAAGAGAACAUUGCUGAAUGGCGUAAUUCCAUUAUUGUUUCACCUGAUGCUGGUGGUGCCAAAAGGGUAACUUCUAUUGCUGACCGUCUUAAUGUUGAAUUUGCCUUGAUCCACAAAGAGCGCAAGAAGGCCAAUGAGGUAGCAUCCAUGGUUUUGGUCGGUGAUGUCAAGGAUCGUGUAGCCAUUCUUGUUGAUGAUAUGGCCGACACUUGUGGUACUAUUUGCCAUGCCGCAGAAAAGCUUUUGGAGGCUGGUGCUACUCGGGUGUAUGCAAUUUUGACACAUGGUAUCUUCUCUGGGCCUGCUAUCUCGAGGAUUAACAAUGCCUGUUUUGAAGCUGUUGUGGUCACAAACACUAUCCCUCAAGAUGGACACAUGAAAGACUGUCCCCGCAUUCAGUGCAUUGAUGUUUCGAUGAUGUUUGCUGAAGCCGUGAGGAGAACACACAAUGGAGAAAGUGUGUCCUAUCUUUUCUCCAAUGUUCCAUACUAAGUACCUGAUGACCUGAUGGACUCGUGCUGACAUAAGUUCAGUUUUAUCACACCUGACCACCCCUAUGCACUGAUAUGAUCACUCAUUUUCUAAUUUGGAUUCACAUUUGAAAGUUUGAGAGCGGGUGUUCUAACAAGAAGUAGUGGUUUGAACAGUUCAGAUGAAAGGUUUUCAGGUGAUUUUGACAGUUUUCCUUCAGAAUGGCUGUCAUUUAUGAUCAUGGAAGAAAUUUGUGCCAUAAAUUGAAGUUGAAUAUUCUGUGCCACCCUUACUUGAAGAGGCUUGUGGAUGCUGUCACUGUUUGAUCAUGUGACUUAGAUAUUUGAAACUUCACUGCAUCAGUUUUUAUAUUCUUUGCAGACAAAUUUGUGUCUUUCCAAGGUGUUGUGUUGACAUUCUGGGGGGAUUCUAAAUGUUCUGUCAGCAUAGGGCCAAGUUAUUCAUAUGUAGUUUAUGCACUCCUCUUGUAGAGGGUAUGUCAUUGGCUGUGAGUUUGUGUGGAGCCAUUAUGGCUCAUGUUACUACUUAGGAUCGAAUUUGGCUUGUAUGUUAGUUGAUGUGAAAUUAUGUUGGUUGAUUAUUUGUCUACAAAUUUUGCAGCUUGAAUGUUUUGGUGUGUAGAAAUGUGGGUUUUGUUUGGCUUCGGCAUGGAUUGUGGCCUUCAGACUUGAUUGUUGUGUUCAGAUCAUUAAUGUUUUGAACCACUAAAUGUAGGCUGCUUUCUAUCUGGACAUUUUGCAGUAAUUAGUUAUUAAAUGUAAUAACAGAAAUUUCCACAAGCUUGUUUUACCUCUUCACUAUUUUUUUUUCCAAAAUCAAAAAUGUCUGUUACUUCUAGUACUGAUCAGUAUUUGUUAGGAAUUGAAAGCAAAUGAUGUAACAGCUAUUACAAGCUGGACAAAAUGUUUUUAUCUGUUUUUAUGUGUGACUGUCCUUUAAGGAACUUGAAUCUUGUAUCAUUAAUCUUGAGUAGGUAAGGUUCUACUUACCUUUCUAGAAUCAGAUAUAUAUUUAUAUAUAUUGCAGCUUUACAUUUCUGUUGAAAGUAUCAGUGCAUGACAAAAUGAAUAUCUUCCACAAUUGACUUAUUUUUUGUUUUGUUAAAUAACAUUGUUAUUGGUUGAUGGCAAAACAUGAAAUAAUUUUAGAUCGUUGCAUAAUAAAAUUUAUGAGAUUUUAGCUCUAAUGUUCCAACUGUAGAAUGUGUUCUAGUUUUUGUGAAAAACUUGACUUUGCUCUGAAGUUCAUCAUACAAUAUGUAUAAACUAGCUACAAUAAAUGUGAUGAAAUUUUCA
Thrips palmi is the source of this 2538-nucleotide messenger RNA. RefSeq names its product ribose-phosphate pyrophosphokinase 1 (gene Prps). Gene Ontology annotation, cellular component: cytoplasm; ribose phosphate diphosphokinase complex. The coding region runs from base 122 to 1243 and encodes 373 amino acids. Lineage: Eukaryota; Metazoa; Arthropoda; Insecta; Thysanoptera; Thripidae. The transcript is spliced from 8 exons. Gene Ontology annotation, biological process: purine nucleotide biosynthetic process; 5-phosphoribose 1-diphosphate biosynthetic process; ribonucleoside monophosphate biosynthetic process. The record is from RefSeq and is a predicted model, not a curated record. Gene Ontology annotation, molecular function: magnesium ion binding; ribose phosphate diphosphokinase activity.